GCCUUCCGCCUGGUGCGCAGAGCGGCCGGCAGGUGGCGCCCCGCGGCGAGCUCUUUCUAGCUCCGUUUGGGCCAGGUGGACUGGAAGGGGCGGAGGUAACCAGAAGAGGCCAGUGGUGGCCGCCCGUGGUCCCCCACCCCCUCCACGCAGCGCUCGCGACAAGCGUGCAGGGUGCGGGAGCGAGCGGCGAGACCAGCUGUCUUCUGAGCCCGGGCACCGCUGCCAUCUGCUCCGCGAAGCACCGGGGCGUCCCCGCCGCGCUCAGUUCGAAGUCGGCCACCAUGGAGGCACAGGCACGAGGUUUGCUGGAGACUGAACCUUUGCAAGAAAGAGAUGAAGACGCCGUAGCCAGCGCUGACUUCUCUAGCAUACUUUCUGAGGAGGAAAAGGAAGAGUUAAAGGCAGAAUUAGUGCAGCUAGAAGACGAAAUUACAACUUUGCGGCAAGUUUUGUCAGCGAAAGAAAGGCAUCUGGUUGAGAUAAAGCAAAAACUCGGCAUGAACCUGAUGAAUGAAUUAAAACAGAACUUCAGCAAAAGCUGGCAUGACAUGCAGACUUCCACUGCCUACAAGAAAACACAUGAAACGCUGAGUCACGCAGGGCAGAAGGCAACUGCAGCUUUCAGCAAUGUGGGGACGGCCAUCAGCAAGAAGUUUGGAGACAUGAGGUCUCACUCCAUUGGCUACUCCAUUCGCCAUUCCAUAAGUAUGCCUGCUAUGAGGAAUUCUCCUACUUUCAAAUCAUUUGAGGAGAGGGUUGAGACAACUGUCACAAGCCUCAAGACGAAAGUAGGCGGGACGAACCACGGUGGAGGCAGUUUUGAGGAGGUGCUCAGCUCCACGGCCCACGCCAGCGCCCAGAGCUCAGGAGGCCCCCGGCGGGCGGAGGAGGAGGAGGAGCUGCAGUGCUAGGGGCAGCCAGCGGGGCCAGUCCACCAAUCAGCCACUGCCCAGCCGGCCUCUGCUCGCACCUACCCAGAUAAGAAGAACAGAAUCCCACUGGGAGAAACCUAAGCCUUGAUGUUGUUAUUCAAAUGGCCUCUCCAGAAAGUUUAAUAAAAUGAUUUCCAUUUGUAUUUGUGUUGAUGAUGGACCACUUAACCAUCACACCUCAGUCAGUAUUCAUAGAUUGUUACCUUUUAAAAUGUCCCACCUUGAGCAGGUACACAACUGGUCAUAACUCUUCUCUGCGUAAUUCCAUGUAUAUUUUCCAAACAUGUAGCUAGUAUUUGCUUUGAUUUUUGCUUGGCCUCCUUUGCGAUGUGCAUGUCCUAGAAGGCUGAGUGAACCCUGGGGAUCAGCAGGGUGGGUCUCUUUCUGACUGUCUCUGGCAAGUGGAUGACUUACUGCAAACCCCAUCUAACUCCUUAUGAUCUCCUUCCCCUACAUCAAUUAUGUAUGCUUAAACAAUUAAAAUAGUUGAUUUUAGUGAUGACUUUGAAUUCUUAUUUCCUUUGAGUCUUCAAGACUAUGGAUGACCUUAAAUGUUGGUAGCUAUGAUUCUACAGAUGCUACUUGAAAUCAACUUCUGCUAAUUUGGUGAAUAUGAGAGGAUAUGAAGGUAAAUACUUCAGUUACUACUCUGAGGAUAGCUAGGAUGGUAAAAUUACCUCUAAUUCUAAGAUUCUCUCCAAUAUACAUAGAGUGGUAGUUACUCAAGUAGGGGAUAGCUAGAAAACAGGAGAAGUAGAGUUCUGCAACCCUUUCCAGCAUGCAGAUUGUUCAUGUGUAUGAAAAUAAUUGGUUUUUAUUAAUCCACUCUGAUUUCUGCAGUACCUUUUACCUUCCACAUUAGAAGCCUCUCUUUUCUUCUUCUAAAUGGGAUCAUACAUUUGUUAUUAAAUAGCAGGGCUACCCUAUUCAUAAUUGCUAAGUCAUGGAAAAAGCCCAAGUGCCCAUCGAUCCACGAAUGGAUCAAUAAAUUGUGGUAUAUGUACACCAUGGAAUAUUAUGCAGCCUUAAAGAAAGAUGGAGACUUUACCUCUUUCAUGUUUACAUGGAUGGAGCUGGAACAUAUUCUUCUUAGUAA
Molecule: messenger RNA, 2028 nt
Organism: Nycticebus coucang (slow loris)
Lineage: Eukaryota; Metazoa; Chordata; Mammalia; Primates; Lorisidae
Gene: TPD52L1
Product: TPD52 like 1
Exons: 8
Coding region: 282-911 (209 amino acids)
Biological process (GO): positive regulation of apoptotic signaling pathway; positive regulation of MAP kinase activity
Cellular component (GO): cytoplasm
Source: RefSeq, a predicted model, not a curated record